Molecule: messenger RNA, 608 nt
Organism: Polistes dominula (European paper wasp)
Lineage: Eukaryota; Metazoa; Arthropoda; Insecta; Hymenoptera; Vespidae
Product: 14 kDa phosphohistidine phosphatase
Biological process (GO): peptidyl-histidine dephosphorylation
Cellular component (GO): cytosol
Molecular function (GO): protein histidine phosphatase activity
Source: RefSeq, a predicted model, not a curated record
ACCAUCUGAUGUCGCUACUUGUUUCGAAGUGACAUCUAAUAAGAAAUAUGAUUUUGAAGGUUAGUAAGUGCAUAUUCCAGCUUUAUGUUAACCGGCCUUUGCAAUUAAGUGUUCCUAUUAAUAGCCAAUGGUUUUCCACGAAGAUGUCUAAAUAUCUUAGUGAAGUGCCUGAAGUAGAUAUCGAUGGAAAGGGAGUUUUUAAAUAUAUGUUAUUAAAUAUUCAUGAUAAAGCCACCGAUGACUACAAACCAGUUGUUAGAGGUUAUCUCAGUGCAGCAUGGCAUGAUGAUGUUUUCGAACAAACUAAAGAACAAGUGAAGAAAUAUUCUGAUCUUGAAGUAAAGAGUUUGGGUGGUGGAAGGAUACAACAUGAUCCAGAAAUUAAAUCUAUUCGAGUUUAUGGUUACUCUCAAGGAUAUGGGCAAGCCGAUCACAGCUUAGCAGUAGAUUUGUUGAAAACAAAAUAUCCUGAUUACGAUAUUACCUGGACGAAUGAUGGUUAUUAAAAAAAAAAAGCUGAAAUAUUUCUACCUGAUGCUAGAAAUUCUAUCGAAUCUUCUCCUUUGUAAAAUAUAAAUAUUUAAAUAAAAGGAGCAAAAAAAAAUCAA